AACCAAACAGGCCCUAGAUUUUUAGAAAUAUUUUCAUCUCUUGCUAUUUGUUGGUGUUAUGUCGGGUUUGUGUUACCAAAUUUCGUAACCAAAACAUAUAUCGAGUUGUAAAAUGUUCUUGAGAUGUAAAAUAGGUGUGCCACUUCACCUACCAAUUUUUUUUUCCAUGAGAGGAAUCCUUCUAACUACACACUUUUUGGACUCAUGGUUGCCACUUUCUCUAGCAAUUACGCACAAUAAUUUUUUGACAUUUUAUCGAAAUUCGUCAUUUGAUAGAACAGAUUCAGUAUUGAUUCAAAAAACUCGACUUGAGCCAAAUCUUGAGCUAUAAUAAUGAAAAUUGUCAUCCAACAUCAUUUUGGUUCAGUAUUUUUGGAAUGGUAGUCAAACCCAAAGUUAUUAAUCAAUGUCCCACAUACUGAACUUCAAUAAUAAUUUUAGGGAGAGAGAGAGAGAGAGAGAGAGAGAGAGCUCCUUUGACUUGAAAAUGCACACUAAUCCACUUAUGCUUCUAUCAUGUGCCUAUCCUUUGGUAAAACCCAAAAUUCAUUAGAUUCAAACACCUCAAUCUACGUUUCAUUUCUCUCUCCUAAACCCAAAUUUUAACAGCUUUCUUUUGGCAUAGACAUGGCUGCAACUACCCUUCCUUCCAUGGUAGAAGUAGAAUCACCAUCCAAGCCUGUCCAAGAACUAGCCAAAAACAGCAGAAAUGAAUUUCCAGAAAGAUAUAUCUACAAAGGGGGAAAUAUCGAUCUCUCUCUUCCUGUGUUGGAUGUUCCAGUUGUCGACCUUAGCCUCCUCUCAUCUUCAUCACCCGCCGGAGAAGAACAACUCAUAAAACUCAACUCAGCCCUCAACUUUUGCGGUUGCUUUCAGGCUAUAAAUCAUGGAAUGACAAGCUCAUUCCUAGACCAAGUCCAUAAUGUGGGCAAACAAUUCUUUGCACUUCCAAUAGAAGAGAAGCAGAAAUACUCGAGAACAGUUGAUGACAUUGAAGGGUAUGGGAAUGAUUCAGUUCUUUCAGAGAACCAGACUCUUGAUUGGACAGACCGGUUGUACCUUAUAGUAAAUCCAGAGGAUCAGAGGAAGCUCAAGUUUUGGCCCAAAAAUCCUGAAAGUUUUAGGGAAACUUUACAUGAAUAUACAGUGAGACUAGGAUUGUUGAAUGAAUUCAUCCUCAAGGCCAUGGCAAGGUCAUUGAGUUUGGAGGAGAACAGCUUUCUGAACCAGUACGGCGACGGCGACCGAGCAACGAUGAUGGCAAGGUAUAACCUGUAUCCUCCAUGUCCAAGGCCUGAUCUCAUUCUUGGUGUCAAACCACAUGCAGAUGGAACAGCCAUUACCUUUCUUUUGCAAGACAAAGAAGUAGAAGGCCUCCAAGUCCUGAAAGAUGAUCAGUGGUUUAGAGUUCCCAUUGUUCCCAAUGCUCUUCUCGUUAAUGUUGGAGAUCAAGCAGAGAUAAUGAGUAAUGGAAUGUUCAAGAGCCCACUGCACAGGGUUGUGACCAACUCAGAAAGAGAGAGAAUGACUUUGGCUGUGUUUUGUACUCCAGGGUCAGAUAAAGAGGUCCAACCAGUGGAGGAGCUCAUCGGUGAAAAUAGGCCAAGGUUGUACAAGAAGGUGAAAAAUUAUGUUGAUAUUUUUUUUCAAAAUUAUCAGCAAGGAAAGAGACCCAUUGAAGCUGCAAAGAUAUAAUCUUGAGAAGAGUCAUCCUUGGCAGUUUGUAAUCGGCGAUGAUAGAGAUAAAUGUGUGGGCAUACCAACUUAAAUUUGGAGUUAUUGUUCUUUUUUUCUUUUUCAAAAUGCUCGAACAAAAAUAAAUUCUCAAAGCAGAAGGCAAUUCAUGUGGAACUUUUUUUGGCCUAGUAGAACUGUUGGAAGAAGCUGCUGUUUGUAGAAGAUGACUUUGUAACAAGUUUUUAGCCAGCAGUGUGAUCUUUGUUUACAUAAACUGUAAAGUUGGAGUGGUCAUAGGUUGGUUCGGGUCUCG
Molecule: messenger RNA, 1990 nt
Organism: Ilex paraguariensis (yerba mate)
Lineage: Eukaryota; Viridiplantae; Streptophyta; Magnoliopsida; Aquifoliales; Aquifoliaceae
Source: the annotation of a GenBank genome assembly